This is a messenger RNA of Cannabis sativa, 1662 nucleotides long. Its product is annotated as probable fructokinase-7. Bases 338 to 1453 code for a protein of 371 amino acids. Lineage: Eukaryota; Viridiplantae; Streptophyta; Magnoliopsida; Rosales; Cannabaceae. Gene Ontology annotation, biological process: fructose metabolic process. The record is from RefSeq and is a predicted model, not a curated record. The transcript is spliced from 7 exons. Gene Ontology annotation, cellular component: cytosol. Gene Ontology annotation, molecular function: fructokinase activity.
ACUCAAUUUUUGAGAGACUUAUGGCGUAAUUUUGUUUUCUCAUUUUUUUGUUUUUUUCUUUUACACUUAGUAGUUUGUAGAAUUGUCUCGCUCAAACACAUUUGUAAGCACAGCUUGUUUAAUAGUUAUUUUUAUUUAUUUAUUUGUAAGGUUUUAAAUUGUAAGUUGGUUUUAAAUUGAAAAUUUGAAUAUACUGUUACGACGAAUUCUAAGUUUUAUUUUUAUUUUUUCACAUAAAAAUAGGAAUUCAUAACAAAUCCACUUUCUUUAAGAACAAACUAGCAGCCAAUUUACACUCUCACUACACUUCUACGUUCAAUUUCAUUCAUAUCCAAAUAUGUCAGGAGGUUGUAGUUGCUUUCCUGUAACUCUUGAUCGUUCUCGUAAAAGUAGUUUCAAAUCAUCCAAGUCGUCUAAGAGUGGUUCGCCCAAAGUGAAUUCAUAUGAGGCAAGAAUCGAGAUCAAAACCAAAACCAAAACCAUUGAAAGUUCAUUGGUUGUUUGUUUUGGUGAGAUGUUGAUUGAUUUUGUGCCAACGGUUUCUGGAGUUUCUCUUGCAGAAGCCGAAGCUUUCAAGAACGCUCCUGGUGGAGCUCCUGCUAAUGUUGCUGUUGGGAUUUCCAGACUAGGAGCCUCAUCGGCUUUCAUUGGCAAGGUUGGUGAUGAUGAAUUUGGACACAUGCUUGCUAAUAUUUUGGAAGAGAACAAAGUGGACAAUUCAGGCGUAGUGUUUGACUCAAAUGCCAGGACUGCAUUGGCAUUUGUUACCCUGACUCAUGAGGGUGAAAGAGAAUUCUUGUUUUUCAGGAAUCCAAGUGCUGAUAUGCUUCUGACCGAAGCAGAACUCAAUGUAAAUUUAAUAAAAAAGGCAGGUAUAUUUCACUAUGGGUCAAUAAGUUUGAUUGAUGAGCCCUGUAGAUCAGCUCAUUAUGCUGCUAUGAAAAUGGCUAAAGCUUCAGGUUGUCUCCUCUCUUAUGACCCGAAUUUGAGAUUACCUCUAUGGCCAUCUUCAGAGUCUGCUAGAGAAGGCAUUAAGAGCAUUUGGGACCAAGCUGACAUAAUUAAGAUUAAUAAGGAAGAAAUUGAAUUCUUGACUGAAGGUGAUGAUCCUUGUGAUGAUACUAUGGUGAGGGAGAAACUAUUUCACCCUAAUCUUAAGCUUUUGAUUGUAACUGAAGGCACACAAGGGUGCAGAUAUUACACGAAGGAGUUUAAUGGGCAUGUUCCUGGAGUUAAAGUUACUCCAGUUGAUACCACUGGUGCUGGUGAUGGUUUUGUAGCUGGAGUACUGAGCAUUUUGGCUUCUGACUUGAAUCUGUACAAGGACGAAAAGAAGUUAAGGGAAGCUCUCCUAUUUGGGAAUGCAUGUGGUGCGCUGACUGUGACAGACAGAGGAGCCAUACCUGCACUGCCCACAAGAGAGGCUGUCCUUCAAAUUCUUGAAAAAAAUUAAGCAUGUGAACGAGUUACAUGAUUGAGUAACUUGGAGAGCUUUGUUCUUUUUCUCUUUCUUUUUUGUUUAGGAACAAACUAGGAUUUUUGAGAGAAUCAUUGCUAAUCUCUCACUAAAUAAAUCUGUCACAUUGUGCAACAGAUAUUAUAUUUAGCUUCUGAACAAAUUAGUGUUUACUUUUUUUAUGUUUAUUGAGAUUACUUUCCAAA